Molecule: messenger RNA, 1294 nt
Organism: Populus nigra (black poplar)
Lineage: Eukaryota; Viridiplantae; Streptophyta; Magnoliopsida; Malpighiales; Salicaceae
Exons: 5
Coding region: 173-1147 (324 amino acids)
Biological process (GO): cellular response to oxidative stress
Cellular component (GO): cytoplasm; cytosol
Molecular function (GO): quinone reductase (NADPH) activity
Source: RefSeq, a predicted model, not a curated record
GUUACCACCUUUAAGUCGUCAUCGUCAUCGUCAUCAACUUCGACGUUUGAGCAGCAAAAUUAAAAUCAACCACUUCUUUCAUUUGGCUUCAUUUUCAACAAUAAAAAGCCAUAUAACUCCAGUUGUCCUGGUAAUAGUCACUGCAAGAGCAGCUGCAACAAAGACAACCGAAAUGGUUAAAUCUAUCAGGGUUCAUGAGCUUGGUGGACCUGAGGUCCUGAAGUGGGAAGAUGUGGAGAUAAGAGAGCCAGGUCAGGGUGAGAUACGCGUGAAGAACAAGGCCAUUGGGCUUAAUUUCAUUGAUGUCUACUUCCGCAAAGGAGUUUAUAAGGCUUCCACAAUGCCCUUCACUCCAGGUAUGGAGGCUGUUGGAGAAGUGAUAGCUCUGGGCCCUGGAGUUACAGAUAGGAAAGUUGGAGAAGUUGUAGGUUAUGCUAGUGGUCCUAUGGGUUCAUAUACUGAAGAGCAGAUCCUUCCUGCAAACAAGGUCGUGCCUGUCCCACCUUCUAUUAGUCCUUCAAUAGCAGCAUCUGUGAUGCUUAAAGGCAUGACUGCUCAGUACUUACUCCGUCGUUGCUUCAAGGUUGAACCAGGGCACACUAUCCUUGUUCAGGCUGCAGCUGGUGGAGUCGGUUCUCUGUUAUGUCAGUGGGCAAAUUCUCUUGGUGCCACUGUCAUAGGUACUGUCUCAACCAAGGAGAAGGCAGCACAAGCCAAGGACGAUGGAUGUCACCAUGUUAUAAUUUAUAAAGAGGAAGAUUUUGCUGCCCGUGUCAAUGAGAUAACAUCAGGAAAUGGUGUCGAUGUUGUCUACGAUUCCGUGGGGAAAGAUACCUUUCAGGGCUCAUUGGCAUGCUUAAAGACUCGUGGCUACAUGGUUUGUUUUGGACAGUCAUCUGGGACACCAGAUCCGUUCCCACUGUCAGUGCUUGCCCCAAAAUCACUGUUCUUGACAAGGCCUUCGCUCAUGCAAUACACUGCAACCCGGGGUGAGCUGCUAGAAACUGCAGGGGAGGUAUUUGCCAACAUUGCAUCUGGCGUGUUGCGGGUUCGUGUGAAUCACACAUACCCUCUAUCUCAGGCAGCACAGGCACAUGCAGAUCUGGAGAGUCGAAAAACAUCUGGGUCAGUUGUAUUGUUACCUUAAAGAAUCUGAGCAGUCAGAAUUGUGGUCACAAGCUAUUCCGAACCAUUGGCAGGGGAAGGACCGGCUUCCACUUUCUGUGGUUUCAACUCUAUCAAAUAAAUCUUGUAGGGGAUGUCUAUUCAUGCAAUCUGUUGUCCUUUUCUAGCA